AUGUUCAACGUUUCCUGCAAAGACCCUCUAGAUGCCGAGAAGGUAGGAGAGCGACGUGCUCGGAAGAACAAGGAAGCGAAAGAGGUCGUUGAUAGUGUCAAUGAUACUCUCAGCAAUAUCUCGAUAUCGGGGCACACCCCAGAUACUCAUUCAUUUGCCUUUAGUCCCCCACUAUCUGGCAGGUCGUCGAGAACAUCUGUGAUCAGUCCCAGCUCUCAGAGAUCAGCGGACAGUCCAGAAAACAAGAACGGCAGUGUACGUGACUAUUUCAGCUUCAAGAGUGGCCCAUCAUCGUCUAGCAACAGACCAAAGACAAGGGAGAGAAGGCUGCAGGAAUCGGCCAUCGAGUCUGCUGUCAACCCAUUCGCGAGCCACUCGGGCCAUUCAAAGGCUUCGGAUGUUGCCUCUAGAUCAACUGGAGAAUGGAAUUAUAUCGUCUCAGCGAGUAGCAGCAGACCACCGGCGCCCUCUCAUACCUCAGUCGCAUCUUCCCGCCCGACUUCUCUGCCAGUCUUAGAUGUCGAAAGACCAGUGUCGGUUCACACGGGUAUAACAAAUACUUCGAGCGGUCCAAACCCAUGGAAGCGCUUCCAACGCUCUCUCAAGAAGAUUGAGAAGGCAACUGAUGAGACUGCUUGCAUCAGGCUCGCCGAGCGUUGGCCAGCAGACGACGACGAUGAGGAAAUGAUGCACGAGUUCGACUAUGAGACGACGAUCUGGGCGCUGGUGCGGGCCCAGAAGCUUUCCAAUCGACAACUGCCCACCGAAGGUAUCUUUCCAGUUCCUGCCGGGUUAAACAGUGCAGAUAAGGAGACUUUUCAUGGAGCCAAUAUUCUGCAUCUGGGUACGGUCAGAGGCUGCCCUGAAAGCUGGUAUCUCGGCACCAAGUACACCGACACUGUUGUUCACAGUGUAGGCUUUCGAGAUCUCCCCUUUGACCUAGCGUCAUCGAGCUGGGGACUACCUCCGAACGUCUUGCUAGAACAAUGGUCUGAGUUUCCUCGCCUGGAUUACGUCGAUGCCAUCUUCGACAACGUCGUCAUCGCACAUCAUCUGUUCGAAUCAAUCAAAUGCACAUUAUGGCCUGUCCUCAUCGAGGAAAUCUCCCGGGUACUCGCACCAGGGGGACUGCUCAUCGUCUCCAUCAUGGACGCUCUACCUCAACGUGCAGGUCCACUGUUGGACUACUGGACACAUCAAAACCUGAACAUGAAUGUCCUGCGAAAAUUCAUGGUUCACCAACCAAGUUUGUUGCUGCCUUCAUGGGUGGACGAAGACGGACGCUUCUGCCAGGAACUGAUCGAGCGCAUUGAAUUCCCAUGCAUGCCUGCACUGGGCAACGCAAAUAAAAAGGCUGAAUCAGCAGUCAGCACCAGGGGCCACACUCACAAGAGACGACCAUCAUACACUUCAGCCUUGCCAACCGACCGUCCCGGCCUCGGUCGAAUCACCGAAGUCUCCGAGAUUCGCACAGCGGGUGCCACGACGAGUGCAGAGCCACACCACCUGGCGGCAUCUCGAGCCGGCUGGAACUUCUAUGAACGCUUGUACUCUUCGUUCUUGUCGGAGCCGACGCGCAAACAGAGUGUUACCUCAUUCGCCGAGUCGCAGCUCGAAGGACUCAAGCGAGACUGGUGGACUAAGAUUGAUGAUGUGCGGAAGGAAUGUUAUACCCAGCAGCCGUAUUUUGAGAUGGCGACCUUUGUAUAUCGGCGUGUGCCGACAGCUGAGUUGGAGUUGGAUGACCAGAGAGCUUAG
Messenger RNA from Exophiala bonariae, 1758 nucleotides. RefSeq lists its product as uncharacterized. Bases 1 to 1758 code for a protein of 585 amino acids. The record is from RefSeq and is a predicted model, not a curated record. Lineage: Eukaryota; Fungi; Ascomycota; Eurotiomycetes; Chaetothyriales; Herpotrichiellaceae. The transcript is spliced from 3 exons.